AUGACCAAGAUUGCCAUCGUGUACUACUCCACCUACGGCCACGUUGCCAAGCUCGCCAACGCCGCCAAGAAGGGCAUUGAGUCCGUCGGUGGAGUCACUGCCACUAUCUACCAGGUGCAGGAGACCCUCCCGGAAGAAGUGCUGACCAAGAUGCACGCCCCUCCCAAGGGAGACCACCCCAUCGCCACCAUCGACACGCUCAAGGAGGCCGACGGUAUCCUCUUCGGUUUCCCGUGCCGUUUUGGCUCGAUGCCGGCGCAGGUCAAGGCGUUCUUCGACUCGUGCGGUAGCCUCUGGGCGACGGGUGCGCUGGUGGGCAAGACCGGCGGUCUCUUCUUUAGCACAGGCACUCAAGGCGGUGGCCAAGAGACGACCGCGUUCACGGCGGUGACAUUCCUGGCGCACCAAGGACUGACGUAUAUCCCUCUGGGAUACCGUGGCAAGGAACUGCUCAACAUGGACGAGAUGCACGGCGGCUCUCCGUGGGGUGCUGGUACUCUGGCCAAGAGCGACGGAUCUCGUCAGCCGUCGGAGCUGGAGUUGGCCCUGGCCACCACGCAGGGCAAGUCCUUCGCCGAAGUGACGAAGAAGCUGGCGGCUUAA
Molecule: messenger RNA, 603 nt
Organism: Phytophthora nicotianae INRA-310
Lineage: Eukaryota; Oomycota; Peronosporomycetes; Peronosporales; Peronosporaceae
Product: NAD(P)H:quinone oxidoreductase, type IV
Exons: 1
Coding region: 1-603 (200 amino acids)
Molecular function (GO): FMN binding; NAD(P)H dehydrogenase (quinone) activity
Source: RefSeq, a predicted model, not a curated record